Molecule: messenger RNA, 288 nt
Organism: Funneliformis geosporum
Lineage: Eukaryota; Fungi; Glomeromycota; Glomeromycetes; Glomerales; Glomeraceae
Source: the annotation of a GenBank genome assembly
AUGCCCAACAUUUUAACUAACUCUAAAAUUCAACCAAAAGAAAAAAAUAGUUCUUUUGAAAGAAGUAAUUUCUUGAGUAAAGGUGAUUUAAUAACUACUUUUUCUUACGGAGUGGUAGCGAUAUUUGUAGCGCAAAAAAUAACCAUAACUGAAAAUCCUAUGUGGACUGGAGCCUUAACCGGCUUUUAUGAAGAAAGUUUAAAAACCACGGUUGAAAGCAAAACCCAAGAAUUUAAAAACCUCUUAGAGAGAAAUAUCGCUUAUGGACAGCAAACUCAACAAGCCUUA